AUGAAUGUGGCCAACUGGUGGCUCCGGCUUUCUUGGAGGCUUCGGAGUCAACUUUACAACUGUGGUAUCAUCCCGGGCCCGGUGGAGCUUUCUCCAAUACAGUGGAAGGAAGAACCGUCAAGCGCAAGUAUACCACGAUCCUACAUCGAGGCAUUGACAACAGAGCAGAGAGACUACUAUUUGGGUAUCGAGCGGGAGGUCAGGUUGCUCUCGAGGCUCCUCCCCCUCUUCCCAUCGGCCAUCUCGGAGUCGCAAUGGAAACACUUAUCGGAAUGUCAGAAUAUGAAACAACGCCUGGAGCAGCUAAAGUUCUAUCGAAAGAUUGAACUGCAACGAGAAAGAGAUGCAGCCAAUCGGGCAGAGAGGCGAGAUUCCAAGAAGGCGAAUCCAUUGGAACCAUCGACUCCCCAUGAAUCGUUCAUCUAUUACAACCCAGCGGCGAUUAAUAGAUUGGAGAAAAAUAUGGAAGGUUGCCGAGAAGCGCGAGCGUAUCAAACUGACGAUCUCCCGAUAUUAGCAGUUGAUUGCCGAUAUUUGAAGGACUUGUCGCCAAGAGGGGCUAGUCUGACUGGCGCGCAGUUAAAAAUACUGAUCACCGGCAAUAGGGACUUUGCCGAGCCAUGGCCGCUGUAUUUUUUGAAUUGGGACGAGAAACAUGACAGGUACGAAGCGUUGCGUCAGAAAUAUUUGAUGGCCUUCGACUCUUCUGCACGAAUCAACGGUGUUGUAUCUCCGAAGAACUACGUCGACAUUUUUGAUGCUGAAAGGGUGGUGUAUAUGAGCCCACAUGCAGAAGAGGAAAUUGAAAAGGUAGAAGCUGGUGUCACAUAUGUUCUGGGCGGUAUCGUCGACAGAGUCAAGGAGUCUGGCAUCAGCCCCACCGCUUCUGCCGAUUCCGCCCACAAAGAUGGUGUCAGAUGCCAAAAACUGCCGCUUGAUCGAUAUUUAACCUGGAAAAGUGGUACGCGGUACCUUACACUCCCAGCCGUCCAAGCAAUACUCCACGACGUGCACGAAAAUGGAGGGGACUGGCACGCAGCCUUCGAGAAGCAUAUCCCAAAACGAAACCUCAGAGGAGCCGACGAAAAGAACGAAAAAGCACGCCUCUACCACCAGGCCAUUCGCGUCCAAGAUCGGAAUAUAUUGCAGAUGGUCGAGAAAAGAUUGCGA
Messenger RNA from Mesorhabditis spiculigera, 1170 nucleotides. The record is from the annotation of a GenBank genome assembly. NCBI's taxonomy places the organism in Eukaryota, Metazoa, Nematoda, Chromadorea, Rhabditida, Rhabditidae.